Messenger RNA from Dacryopinax primogenitus, 867 nucleotides. RefSeq lists its product as uncharacterized. Bases 1 to 867 code for a protein of 288 amino acids. Lineage: Eukaryota; Fungi; Basidiomycota; Dacrymycetes; Dacrymycetales; Dacrymycetaceae. The transcript has 7 exons. The record is from RefSeq and is a predicted model, not a curated record.
AUGACUAACUUCUGUAUCCAAGAAAACCGUUCAAAGCAUGUUAGAUGGAAAGAGCCGCUAGAAGAGGUAAAGGUCUUCGACCAUAACACGGUGGACGAGGAAAGGGUAGCAGCGUGUGAGGGACUGACAGAUCGUCGCCCAUCGAGAUCCGUGCCCCCCGUGUCCCCCUCAGCACCCGCCCAGAACAUCCUUAAGGACUCUAUCUCUCAAGGCAGAGAAAAUUCUGUCCCCAUUCGGGCGAACGGGUACCCUCUCGCAUUCGCUCAUCUGCUAGCCUCUGCCGGGCCGGUCGGCUCUGCUUCCCCUGCCUCCUUUGCUCCUCCCCCUUCUCUCGUUGGUCAGCGCACUACCCCCGUCCGUCUCCCUCCCACUGCCGGCCCUGCUGCUUCUAUUCGUCGUGUACCCCCUGAUUCAAACCCGCACCAGGCUCCUCGGCCAACGCGAGCUGCCCGCCUGUCGCCUGGUUAUGCGACGCCGACGCCUGCGGAUUGUUAUGGACACAGUGCUCGCCCAGUCCCGGAAACCCAAACCCCCUUUGUUCGAGUGCAACAGAGCCGUGCAGGCGUUCAUAUCUACGUGGAGCUUAUGCAAGGCACUCAUAUCACCAUCCAUCCACGCGUCAUCCGUGGAGCGGAUUGUGCGCGACAACCUGCUAGAUCUGGGCAAGGCGACCCUGUGACCGUUGCCUACGCCAUGGGCGCUGCUCCCAGCACGCGGGCUCUAAUGAGCAACGAACGUAUGGCCAUGAAUGGUCGCCAAUCUGUCCCGGUUCUGCAAACCACAGCUAUCGGGCCACAGAUGGUAGCAGUGGCUCGGUCGACCCCUCAGGCGCUCCUCGGGUACGAGUCAUCCCUCUACCGCGUAUAG